Arachis ipaensis is the source of this 1587-nucleotide messenger RNA. RefSeq lists its product as uncharacterized. NCBI's taxonomy places the organism in Eukaryota, Viridiplantae, Streptophyta, Magnoliopsida, Fabales, Fabaceae. The record is from RefSeq and is a predicted model, not a curated record.
CAGAGUGAUUUCUGGGAUCUGAAUCUGGAUCACUAGAUCUAAUAACAAUAAUGCCUUUAGUGGUUAAGAAGAUCAUCGAAUGUUAGCAUGAAUUUAUCAACAUUGGAACAAUCUUCUGAGUCAAGAAAUUCUUUUGUUGAAGUUCAAACAAGUAUCAACAUCAACAACAACGACAACAAAAUCCCCGUUAAUAGAAGUAAUUUGGAAACAGAUAGCGUGCGUUCCAAGUUACUUUUGGACCCAAGUAAUGAUCAUGAUGAUGAUGAGAAUGACGAGAAAGAUAUUCAAAUCGAUUUGGCUUCAAAUCACAAACAAAUGAUGGACAUGAAUUUGUCACAAUUGGAACAAUCUUUUACAUCAAGAAAUUCCUUUGUUGAAGUUCAAACAAAUAACAACACCAUCGACAACAAAAUCCCCCUUAAUAGAAGCAAUUUGGGAACAGAUAGCGUGCAUUCCAAGUUAUCUUCGGAACCAAAUAAUGACCAUGAUAAUGAUGAUGAAGAUAUUCGAAUGAAUUCGGCGUCAAAUCAUAAACAAAUAUUAAGCAUGAAUUCAUCACCAUUAGAGCAAUCUUCAACAUCAAAAAAUCCUUUUGUUGAAGUUCAAACGAGUAACGACAAUAACGAGAGAAGCAAUUUGGAAACAAAUAGCUUGCAUUCCAAGUUACCUUUGGAACCAAGUAAUGGUCAUGAUAUUCGAAUGGAUUCGGAUUCAAAUCACGGACAAAUUUCCAGUAAUCCAACCCCAAACAAAGGACUAGAAACACAAAAUCCUCCGAUACAAAUUAUGGAGAGAUCAGGAGAUUCUGCAACUGCGGCCGCAGAAUCUUCUUAUUCUUAUUCUUAUUCUUCUUCUUCUUUUUCUUCCCCUUCCAGCUACAGGGUUCCAUCCAAUGCCUUUACAAGCAACAAACCAAGCACGCAAUGGAGCACGCUAUCCAACGAAUCGUUGUUCAGCAUUCCGAUGGGAAACAUGAGCUUCACAAGGGACUUGUCUUUGUUCUCCAAAUCUGGUGAGUUGGAUAGUAGGUUUAUUGGUGGUGGAGCUGGCGACAUUAUGGUUAAUAUGCCUAGUUCUAAUAAUCUAGCUCUAGCUCCUUUGCCGCCGUUGCCACAGUCGUCUCAGCCUCAUCCUCAGCCUCAGUCUCAGCCUCAGUCUCAGCCGCAGGCUAGUAGAUUCACUGACAUGAGUUUAAGAGCGACGGAACAACAGAAAGGUUGGAGGGUUACUGAAGAGAAAGCUGCUGAGACAAUGAGAGAGGUUAUAAUGGAAGAGAGUUUGAGGAAUGAGAAUUUCUCAGUUGUGGAUGAGGUUCCAUAUCCUGUUACACAUUGUGAUUCUACUUACUCAAAUAAUGGAAGCACCAAAUCUUUUGCAUUUAAACCAUCAACGGAUAAAGCUAGAAGUCCUUCAUUGAAGCAUGGCGUGGAAGAGAAGCGAAAUCAACAGCAGCAGUUAUUAGAGCAGAAGAACAUUGUUGCUAAAGAAACUCCACCAAAGUCAAACACAAAUCCUUCAGAGAAGAAAUGGCUAUCAUGCUUUGCAUGCUGUAAAUAGAAUAACACAGUUUAGUUAGUUAGUUCACCA